Cinclus cinclus is the source of this 7068-nucleotide messenger RNA. It is a transcript of the gene LONRF3, whose product is annotated as LON peptidase N-terminal domain and ring finger 3. Bases 1 to 2223 code for a protein of 740 amino acids. Lineage: Eukaryota; Metazoa; Chordata; Aves; Passeriformes; Cinclidae. The record is from RefSeq and is a predicted model, not a curated record. Gene Ontology annotation, molecular function: protein binding. The transcript has 13 exons.
AUGGGCUCGCACCUGCCGCCGCGCCCCGAGCCCCAGCUGGUGCUGCAGCUGGCGGCCGGGGCUCUGCAGGCGCAGAACUUGGAGGCGCCGGGCGGCGGCCUGGGGCCCGAGUGGCAGGUGCUGCUCGGGAGGGCGGACGCGCUGGCGUUCGGCGGGCGGCUGCACGAGGCGCUGCCGCUGUACCAGCUGGCGUCCCGCCACCAGCAGCUGCGCGCCGAGCAGCUGGAGAAGCUGGUGGAGUGCCUGGCGCAGAGCGUCCGGAUCAAAGAGGGGCUGCCCGGCGGCGGGCAGCCCGCGGCACCCCGCGAGUGGGACGUCUUCAGGUGCCGCAAAUGCCAGGGCUUCCUCUUCGAGCCCGUUUCCUUGCCUUGCGGACACACGUUCUGCAAAAAGUGCCUGGAGAGGGACCGGGCGCCCGAGUCUCGCUGCGUCCUGUGCAAGGAGGCGGGCGGCGCGGCGGCCGGGCAGCUCCUGCGGGUCAAUGUCAUCCUCAGCAACCUGCUGACCAAGUGGUUCCCCUGCCAAGUGAAGGCUUCGCAGCUCCGGCACGAAGGGAACCUCCUCUAUAAGGAAAAGAAGCUCCAAGCCGCCCUGCAGAAGUAUAACGAAGCGGUCAGCCUAGCUCCAAAUGACCACUUACUAUAUAGCAACCGGUCCCAGAUUAACUCUACAUUGAAAGCUUGUGAAGAUGCAUUGCAUGAUGCAGAAACAGCAUGCAGGCUCCAACCAUACUGGUUGAAAGGUCACCUAAGGAAAGGACAAGCAUUAGCUAAUCUGGGGAAAACAGAAGAAGCUUUAAGGGAGUUUCUAUUCUGCCUUGCUCUAGAUACUGGGAACAAGACAGCCAAGUCUGAGGCACAAAAGCUUCUACUUAGUUUGUUUUCACUCAUCCCGGGAAAUGCUCAGGAACACUUACCCGAUAUCCUGCAGCUGUUGUCACAUCACUCUAGAUUAAAGGGGAAUCUCCUAAAUUCAGUGGGAUCUGGAGGCACCAGCCAUAACCUACAAAGGUUGCUCAAGGUCAACGUGGAACAGAAAAAGGGUUUUUCCAUUCAAGAGGAACCAAAUGUAACUACUUCUGGUAGUUUGAGGAAAUCUAUACAAAUUACAGAGAACAAAAAGGACUGCUCAGAGGAGGAGAACAAAUUCACCUCCAUGCCAGAGUCUACUUUUCUCAUAUCUGAAAAAUGCAGCCUCCUAAAAAGGAAGUGCUGCUCAGAGGAGAUGCGAAAUGCUGAGGUGCCCUGCAAACUGAUGAAGAAAGACAUAGUUGAUUCUAGGGAAAAUAGUACUGGACAGCAUAUUCCAUUUGAAGUUGUGGAUCCAUCGGAUUUGGACUGCUCCCUGUGUAUGAGGCUCUUCUAUGAACCUGUCACUACACCUUGUGGACACACCUUCUGUCUCAAAUGUCUGGAGAGAUGCCUGGAUCACAACCCAAAAUGUCCCCUGUGCAAGGAAGGGCUCUCAGAGUGCUUGGCUAUGAGGAAAUACUGUAAAACUGUGCUAAUGGAGGAGCUAAUAGCCAGAUAUCUUCCAGAAGAACUCACUGAAAGGAGAAAGAUUUAUGAAGAGGAAAUAGCAGAGCUUUCCAACCUAAAUAAGAAUGUUCCCAUAUUUGUGUGCACAAUGGCUUAUCCUACAGUCCCUUGUCCUUUGCACAUCUUUGAGCCGUGUUAUCGGCUGAUGAUCCGGAGGUGCAUGGAGACUGGCACCAAACAGUUUGGGAUGUGCAUCAGUGACCCUGUCAAGGGGUUUGCAGAUUAUGGCUGCAUUCUGGAGAUAAGAAAUGUUGAAUUCUUUGCUGAUGGUCGCUCUGUUGUAGACAGCAUUGGCAAGAGGAGAUUUAAGGUGAUCCAGCACAGCCAGCGUGAUGGAUAUAAUACAGCAGAUAUUGAGUACAUUGAGGAUCAAAAGGUGCAAGGACAAGAAUAUGCUGCAUUACUUGUUCUCCAUGACUCUGUCUAUGAUCAGGCUUAUACGUGGUUUAACUCCCUCAAGCAAGCACUCAAAAGUCGAAUUCUCAGUCAUUUUGGUCCAAUGCCAGCCAAGGAUCCUGACCCGCAGGCUAACCCCAACGGGCCAGCCUGGUGCUGGUGGGUGCUGGCUGUCCUUCCCCUUGAGAACAGAGCCCAGCUCCCGUUCCUGGCCAUGAAAUCCCUCAAGGACCGCUUGAAUGGCAUCCGGCGCGUCCUCACGUUCAUGUCUCGUACGAGGGCACGGUGAUGAUUUGAGUGUCAGGAUGUUUCAAGCCUGAAUUUCAAAGAGACCGAGUUAUAAAGAGCAGGGGAUGUUUAUGGAUACUUCAAUUGUUUCCAUUUGGAACUGAGAUGAGUAUUCAAUCACUGCACUGCUAAAUUAACAACAAAUGUGAUAAAACAAAAAGUGAUCUUGUUUGCCAUAAACCUUUUAAAAAUCCUAAGGGUUUUUUAAUUUAUUCUAUUUUAUUUUUAGUGGAUUAGGAUAAACUGUGCAGUUUAAUGUGAAGCAGAAAUAAUAAGGUUAAUGCAUUAUUUCAGUGAACUGCAAAGUCUUUUCUUCAAAUGGUUCAGGUUUUAUAUAGCAUUGUGUAAAAUAAUGUUCACAACUUCUGUUUGAUAAUUUAUUUUUGCACUAUGAUUUUUUUGUUUCAAAAUGUAUAUUAUUUAUGUGUUCAUUCACUAAAGGAAAGUGAGCUGCUCUAUUUAUAGUGUUUUUUACCCUGUAUUUAUGACUGGGGCAAAAAUGAUGAUUCUAGCAGUGCACAAGCGACUGCUUUGAUAAUUUUUCAGUUAUUUGUGUUGAAAUAUUUUGAAUGUUUUUCUACUCAUCCCGAGUUCUACUCUAGCUUAAGAACACGCCCAAAACAUCCUGCCUUGAAGUAUUUGAAUACACAGUUUGUCUGAGUUAAUUCAAGCACAGCUGUUGAACGUUCAUCCUAUGCUUGUGGUGAGGUUCCUGAUACAACCAGUCAAGCACCUGCUUAAGCAUGUGUUUAAGUACUUGGGUAAAUUCAAGUAUGGAUGGUUGAUGUCAAUGGGAAUUGACCAUAGUGGUGACAGAAGGAUAAUAUUUCACAGAACAGAAUAACUUGAAGUUGAAUUUAUAUCUGAACUCUUUCUUGCAAAAAUGGACAAUGGCUACAAACAACUGUGAAGAAAGAGCUGCAAUAUAUGGAAAGUGGCUUAUCCUAGAGGAAACUGGAAGUACUGGUGUCAUUUCAUUGUAGGUUAAUACAUAGAUUUUUUUUUCCCCCCCAUCAACUCUUGUUGCUGUUAAGAUGAGUUUUAUUUCUUUUAAUUGUUUGGUGGGAUUGGCUUUGGAGUAUGUUUAUGGGAGGGGGAGGGGGGAGUUAUUUUGAACUGUAGGACUCAGAGGGUAGUUUGUGUCACAUAAGAAGGAAUAUGUUGUAAUAAAUGCUAUUUAUUUCACCCCAAUCUUCAGGUUUCUGUUAGCCUCAAAUCUCUACCCAGACAUUGCUUUUCUCUUAAGAGAUUGGGUAGUGUUGCUAAUAAUAACUAUUUCCCAAGGAAAGCAAGUGAAUUUUAGUGUGAUUACUUCUAGCUAUAAAGCAGGUAAAAAUAGGGCAGAAAUGAGAACAGGAAGUAUCUUGGUUUUGAUUUUUUUUAAUCAACAGUUCAUAUAGUUGUUUUGCUGCUUUUAUUGCUUACAUUGUACCACUUUCUGGUACACUCCUUUUAUUGCUUUCAGUGAUAACUCCAUCUGAUUUUGAAUUUCACUUAUAUUCAAUGUGAGCAAAACUGGGCCUUUUAUUCUAAGCUACUGUAUUCCUUUUCAGUGGCAAAAUCUAGAAUGAAAUGAGAAUGUUAUGGAAUGCUAUAAAUUUCUUUGGGUUUUUUUACACGGGAUAGCACUCUGCCAUUUCAUGCCUUUAUGAAAAAAAAUGCAGCAGAAUUUAAUGUCAUUUUUCUGCAUGUUUUUCAAUUAUCUCAUGACAAAUAUUUAUUAGUUAGAAGUAGUUUCCAUAAAGCUACCUUUGUUCCCCUUUUGUUAAAUUCUGUAAAACAUUUUUAUAAGGGUACCAAAGAAAAAAAUGGAAAACAAACAUGUUUCACCGUUGUGGUGCACAUGGAAUCUGUAUCCUGUUUGCAUUGAGCUACUUUGGAAAUGCUGUAACUUCCUUCCAUACUGCUGGAUUGCUGCACGUCCUCCAUGAGUGGUACUUGGCAUGCUGUAAACAAUAUAUAAAAACACCAACAUGUUCUGAACAGUACCAAGUGAUGGUGGCUGACACCUGCUAUGGCGUUUUGUCUUCAAGUCAACAACAAAGUGAUUUCUAUUUGUUUGGAAGUGAAGCUGCAUUAAAUGCAAUUCUUCCACAAACCAUUAUGUACUAUUGCAGAGCGUAAGUGUCUCAUAUUGCUCCCACAGGAAAAAAAGCUUCCACCGUUGUUACUCUUAUCUGUGAGAAAAGCAGCUUAAAUCCUAAUUUAAACUGUUUUCUCACUGAUGUAAUUAGUUUUUUAUCCUGCAUGCUGUGUCUCCUACAUACUCAUUCUGCCUAUUUUGUUGUUUUAGAAAUUGUCAUGGAAAGAAUCCUUAAAGAUGAAUAUUGUCUUUUCUGUUAGCCUUGAGUAAAGCUGCCGGAAUUUCCAAGCAGAGACUUGUGUACAUGCCCUACAUUGUGAACACCCAGUGCAUUUGUUGCAGCCUGGAAACAUUUGACCUACUGCAUUUAAUGCAAACAGGUGAUCUGCAUAUGCACAACAAAUCAAAAUUCCAUCUGUACAGGUACAGUAGCAUUCUUUCUGGGGCUGCUCUGUGGUCACACAUCCUAGAUUAGUGGCUAAAGUCUGCAAGUUCCAUCAGAAAUGUAAACCAAUGCUGAGAAAGAUAUAUGGUAAAGAACACAAACCUGUCCAGGAAAGACUGGACAAGAAGUACCCUUAGCCUUCAUUCUGUUGGGAUGGUAAAAUUCCAGUAAUGAUGUUUAAAACCAAAAUAAAUCUAGGUAUGCCACACUAUCACUGAUUAUUUUCAGUUGCAUAAAUAAGUACAAGGAUGUAAAUGCAACGUUUAUCAUGGGCAUGAAUAAACAGCUGAUUUAAAAAUACCUUCAGUUUAAUUAUAGAAAUAGCAUUGAUCAGAUAAAAUACUAAUUGGGGGAAUAUUUUAUUUAAGCUGCUCACAUUUUUCUAGGCACCAAACCCAGUUUUAUAACCAGUCUUGUUCAUCUGCUAAAAACGAAAAACCCAACAGACCAAAUCAUGACUCAAACUUGCAUUUCCUGUGUGGUCAGAAAUAUUGAUUAAUUGUUGUGGGGCCAUAAGUAAUGCAUAGGCUGCUUAGACAGUAGUUCAGUAGUUUUAAUAAUGAAAUGAUAAAAUGCUGUGAUAGGCCUUUAUGGUAAGUCUUAAGUGAUUUUCUGGUGUUAGUUGUAAAAUUUCCUCUUGCUUUUUUUUUUUUUUCUGUAAUUACUUUAUGUGCUGCUGUCUUCCAUUACAAUGUAGCAAUAAGAGAUCCUGGCUGUCAGACUGAAUGGCUGAUGUGUUGCUCAGCCUGUCCUUCUGUCCUGUAUGACUUCUUACUGACAGAACACCUCAACCAUGGAUUUAUUACUCCAAAGAUUGUUUUAAUCUUAAAAAAAAAAAAAAAUGUGGAUUUGGAUGUAGCAGGUCUGUCUUAAUCUGUGCUGUAGAGAAAGAGCUUCAUAUACAGUUGAGUUCUGUUUUAGAUGGUCUUUUCACAGAAUCAUAGAAUCCCAGGCUGGAAAGGACCUCAAGGACCAGCUGGUCCAACUUUUCUUGGCAAAAGCAUGGUCUAGGCAAGAUGGUCCAGCAGACUAUCCAGCCAAAUAUUACAAGUGUCCAAUGUUGGGAAAUCCAACACUUCCCUGGGAAGAUUAUUCCAAUGGCUGAUUGUUCUCAUUGUGAAAAAUUUUCUUUUUAAUGAUUUCUGCUUGGUGCUGAAGUUUUACUGGUGUUUAAAUCAAUCAGAGGAGUUGUAUUUAAAUGCAAUGUUUAGGAAUGGAGAACAUGUUCACAAACACUUAUUUAAGAAAGAAAGUGAAAAUUAACUAUAGGGUUUUUGUGCAUAAAAACCCCAUGGAACUAUAUGCACUUAGGGUAGUGCUCCCCAUUUCCCCCAAGUCCUACAUCAGAUGAACACAAUCCCUCUUUUCAACCCCUGCUUAGUUCUCAUUUAAUUCACAACUGAAGCUGUAACUAGUGCAGCACCUUGUUUAGGAACAGGUUUAUUUCCAAAGCCCAGUAACUCACUGGAAGUCUUAUGGCAAUAGCAAAAUGGUAGUUUGAGCAAAGUCACUUUCUUGAAACACUUUGCUAAAUAAAUACUGUCUGAAAGAAGAAAGAAACUAAUCUGCUUAGACAGAAUUAAAAUGGUGGGUAAUAAAAACCUGAACUAUUACAUUGACUUACUCAUCCAGGUAUCAUGUGAAGUGCUUACUAAUGUUGGAUUUUCAUAAGGUCUAAAGUAACCCUCACAUAGAAGUGCCUGUAUUAUGUUAUUGCCAUUCUUGAGCUUUUUAAUAGUCAUAGCCAUAUAUUUUAUAAAUAUAAAACAUAUGCACCUUUUAAUCUUUACAUUCAGUUUGCAGAACAAAGGUUUACAGAGCAGAAGUGUAGCAAAAACAAUGUAAUAGCUUCUAUAAUUCCCUGAUAAGGAACAGGAGAAGUACAAAUAUGAGGAGCAAAAGACUAUCUGUGUAAGAUGUCUUAAUUUGAAACCAUAUACUUGUCCAAUUUAAUUCCAUCAAGCUAUGUGGUUACAAGAGUGCCAGAAAUAUAUCUCUCAAGCCAUUUUAAAUAAAAAGUUUUGUGGACUUGUAUAUUCCAUUUGUUUGUAAAACAUCCUUUUGUGCACUGUAAUGAACUUGAAAUGAAACUUAAGUUAUACUCUCAUAUCACUGGACAGAGUACUGUUCAGCUACCUCUACAUAAGUUUGAAGUAAUUUGUUUUUUCCGGAUUUGUUUGCAUUGUCAUAUAAAAUAUAUUUUAAAAAAAUCAUAGUCCAAAGAACCUGUAUGUGUUUGUAGAUGUACUUAUAACUAUGUUGUACCAACAAAGUCUGUGUGGAGAGUUGUUUCCUAAUUAAAAUUUUUGUCUUCUUUA